ACACACACACACAGGAAUGCUGCUGGACGUUUCUGGUGGGGUGUGUGUGUGUGUGUAUAUAAGCAGCAGAGAGUCCGGACAUCAGACAGACAGACAGUCAGACUCCAGACUGAAGCUGCUGAUCUGAAACCAGACCUCCACCACCGUCAGGAUGUUGUGUCCCAGCGUCUUCCAGCCGUCCCCCGUCACCAUGAGGCCUUUCCUGGACCUGCACUGGCCCGUCCGAAGCCUGUGGCCCGAAACCCGGCCGCUCUUCCACCAGCUGGAGCAGGAGAUGAUCCGCCAUAUCCAAGAGAUGAGGCAGAGCAUGGAGUACAUGGAGAGGCUGCACCAGAAGAUCUUCGAUGAGAUCGACCAGACCCCCACCUUGACGGGGGUCUUCAAGCCCAUUGCCUUCCAGGAGCUGGGAAAGGACGGCAGCAGCUUCGCCCUUAGCCUGGACACUCAGGACUUCUCCCCACAGGAGCUGUCAGUCAAACAGGUGGGCAGGAAACUGAGGGUGAGCGGCAGAACCGAGAAGAAGAAGGAGGACAACAAGGGCUCAUACUCGUACACGUGUCAGGAGUUCAGGCAGGAGUUCGACCUGCCGGAGGGCGUCGCCCCCGAGGCCGUCACCUGCUCGCUGGUGGGCGGCCGGCUGCAGAUCCAGGCGCCCCGGGAGAGAGCCCUUCAUGACGGGAAGGAGAGGGUGGUCCCCAUCAGCGUCACCGCGGCCCCAGCUGUCGCCUCCUCCGGCGGGGGGCCGGAGGGGAGCGGCUCCUCCUCCUCAGAGAGCAGCCCUGCUGAGAAAAACUGAAGAGGCUGAUGUUCUGUCGAUGUCCCAGAAUGAUGUUUGACUUAUUUUAAUCACAUGUCUCGAGGAUGGAUGAUCGGGACUCUUUUACCUGAAUUGUUACUUAAAGGGACAGUUCACCCCGAUAUCAAAACCACAUACAGUAUGUCCCCUCCUUCCCGUAGUGCUGUCUAUCCAUCAGGAUAGAUUUCUGGAGGCCGUAAAGACGUCUGCCUUCUUUUCAGUCUUCGACACUUCACGUGUUGCUCAAAGCAACAAAAAUAUCCACUUGAUAAAGUCAACAUGUCUGUCGAGUCGUUACUCAGGAUCGUCCACAGACC
This is a messenger RNA of Scatophagus argus, 1113 nucleotides long. RefSeq names its product heat shock protein beta-11-like. The transcript has a single exon. The coding region runs from base 152 to 796 and encodes 214 amino acids. Gene Ontology annotation, molecular function: protein folding chaperone. The record is from RefSeq and is a predicted model, not a curated record. NCBI's taxonomy places the organism in Eukaryota, Metazoa, Chordata, Actinopteri, Scatophagidae. Gene Ontology annotation, biological process: protein refolding; response to heat.